Cotesia congregata is the source of this 447-nucleotide messenger RNA. NCBI's taxonomy places the organism in Eukaryota, Metazoa, Arthropoda, Insecta, Hymenoptera, Braconidae. The record is from the annotation of a GenBank genome assembly.
AUGGGAUUGGAUUUCCUAAACAACAUAAUGUCUUCGAAUAAGCAGCCUGAAAUGAACAUGCCAGACAUAAUCUACGGAUCACUCACCAACACCAAAGACAACCAGAUUCGAAACAAAAAUGUAAAUGGUUCGAUCUCUUUCGGAUCAAAUACUGUGCAAAAUAAUAACGUUUAUGGAGGUCAACCGCCUUAUGAUAACUCUGAUUACUCUGAUAACUCUGAGCCUGAUCUGGUGUUUAUUAAAAAUUAUUCUUUGCUUGACACUCAUCCAACCAAGUGUUUCAAGCAUAUCACUUACUCUGGUGUAUUUAUUAACUCCCAACACCAGUCUCAUGGCUCUAUUCUGGAUUUUUUGAAUUCUAUCCAUAUCAGCCAAAGAAAAAUUGAUCAUCACGCUGCUGCAGUAAUCAAUGUAAGGAGCAAUAAUAGUUUUAAUACGAACUUAUAA